Messenger RNA from Lathyrus oleraceus (garden pea), 1494 nucleotides. RefSeq names its product ribonuclease 1. The transcript is spliced from 8 exons. Lineage: Eukaryota; Viridiplantae; Streptophyta; Magnoliopsida; Fabales; Fabaceae. Gene Ontology annotation, cellular component: ribosome; extracellular region. Bases 387 to 929 code for a protein of 180 amino acids. Gene Ontology annotation, molecular function: RNA binding; ribonuclease T2 activity; structural constituent of ribosome. The record is from RefSeq and is a predicted model, not a curated record. Gene Ontology annotation, biological process: RNA catabolic process; translation.
UUCCCCUCAUUUCACUCUUUUCUUUUCCCUACCUUUUAUUUCACAAUAAUCGUAUAGCCCUAAUCUCUUUCUCCAUAAUCUCUCUCCUUUUUCCCUAAAUCAAAUCGUAAAUCACUUUUUCUCUAAACCGUGAAUCAAGUUGAACUGAAAUCCCUAAUUCGUGAAUCAAUUGAAGAAGUCAUUUUCGUUUCAAGCUCUUUCCAUGGAGUUCAAGGGUUUUUGAUUCAUCAAAGCUACAAAGUAAGGUUUGAAGUGUUUUAUUAAUAACUACAAUGGUUUUGAUAAGCGGAAAUAAAAAAUGAUAUAUAUUAAAGAAUAAAGACUAGUGAAGAAAUAUAUCAUUCGGGCUUUUGCAAAGACAACUAUUUAUCAAGGUAAAGGAAGGCAUGUAUAAUGGAGCCGACUCUCUAGUUAUUUUGUUGGCAGAAUUUGAAGCGUCAUCAAAGCAAUUGAUAUCUGAUCUCACAAGUAGCUUACAAAAGAACUUGCCCACACUUGGAUGUCCAAGUGGUGUUGAAAUACAAUUUUGGACUCAUGAAUGGGAGAAACAUGGAACUUGUUCUGAAUCAAGCCUUAAACAACAUGAUUAUUUUGAAAUAACGGUCAACUUGAAACAAAAAGCCAAUCUCAUUGAUGCUCUUACUAGUGAAGGGAUACAAGCUGCUGGAAAUUCAUACAACUUGAGCAGUAUCAAAGAAGCUAUAGAAAAGGGAGUUGGGUUUACUCCAUUCAUUGAAUGCAAUGUGGAUUCAUCUGAUAACAGACAACUAUACCAAGUUUAUUUAGCUGGUCCCUUUGCCAAAAAGGAUUGGUAUGAUAUCAAAGCUCCUUCAGUUUUCCAAGUGAAGAAUGUUGGCAAAACCCUUGUUUCUCGUACUCAGGGAACUAAGGAUGGAGAAGCUUAUGCUUACUUGAUUCAAGUAUCGUAGCAGAAAACAACAUCAAAACUAAGUCUUCUUUUCAUUAUCACAAGAUUAUGCAGAGCCAUUAAUAUUGAUGUAACUUGUUUUUACAAAAUUGUGUAUAUGAAAAUGAUUUGUCAGAAGCGUGAGUACCCCAACCUAAGGCAUUUUGGAGCUUUGGGAGAAUCUGCAGUUGAGUUUGGCUUCAUGCGAAAGUAUUUACUACUGCGGUUUUGAGCACUAUAUAUUUGAAAAAUGGAUCUCCCAUUCAAAACUAAGUCCCCAACAAGUUUGUGUUAAUGUGAAGGAAUUUGAAGGUUAAUUUACAUUGAAGUUGAAGUCACGUUGUUAUUGACUUUUCGUGAUUGACUUCGACUUUAUAGUCGGCUUGGCAGAUGCUAAAAGGUUUCAUUGACUUUCCUCGCUUGACUGUAGAGUCGAUUGGAUGACACUAUUUAGUUCCAUUAACUUUCCUUGGUUGACUAUAGAGUCGGCCAAACCAACGCUACUAGAAAAUGUUGACUUUUUGUGUAGAUUAUAGAGUCGGCGAGCCGAUUCUAAACAUAUUUAUUGAAUUUCUUUUUUGACUUUA